GCCGGCUCCGCAGCGCCGCGCAGGCGCCCCAGGGCCGUGCCGAGCCGAGCCCCUCCUGCUGCCUCUAGGAGUCAAAAUGGCGGCGAGGGGAACCUGGAGCAGUCCCGGAGCCUGAGCCACUGACAGGAGCGGAGAGGGAGGCGGCGGCGGCAGUAGGAGGAUGGCCGGGGGUGCUGGCGCCGGUGCGGACGGUGGUGCUGGUGGCAGCGGCGGCGGGGGCGACGGCAGCGGUCCCACCGGCGGCAGCAGCAGCGGCGGGAGGAGCCUCCGUGAAAUGGAUGAAAAGAGGCUGCUGGAUCCAGGGUUGAAGGUUCGCAAAGGUGUCUGGGAUUACGUUCUGAAGACCCAGCCAAUGGAGUGCCUGAGUGACUGAGGAAAAUGGGCGCUAAUGCAUCUAACUAUCCUCACUCAUGUUCCCCGAGGGUAGGGGCGAAUUCACAAGCCCAGCAGACAUUUAUAGGAACAUCAUCCUAUUCUCAGCAAGGCUAUGGGUGUGAAUCAAAAUUGUAUAGCCUUGACCAUGGCCAUGAGAAGCCACAGGACAAAAAAAAGAGAACCUCUGGCCUUGCCACCCUCAAAAAGAAGUUUAUUAAGCGUCGAAAGUCUAACAGGUCUGCUGAUCACUCCAAGCAGAUGCGAGAACUCCUCUCUGGGUGGGAUGUUAGAGAUGUCAAUGCAUUAGUGGAGGAAUAUGAGGGAACUUCAGCCUUAAAGGAGCUGUCUCUACAGGCCAGUUUGGCUAGGCCGGAAGCACGGACAUUGCAGAAAGAUAUGGCCGAUCUUUAUGAGUACAAGUAUUGUACUGAUGUAGACUUAAUAUUUCAAGAAACUUGUUUUCCUGUUCAUCGUGCCAUUUUGGCAGCAAGGUGUCCGUUUUUUAAAACCCUGCUUUCUUCCUCACCCGAGUAUGGAGCAGAGAUAAUAAUGGACAUCAAUACAGCUGGUAUAGAUAUGCCUAUGUUUUCUGCUUUGUUACACUACCUUUAUACAGGAGAGUUUGGAAUGGAGGAUUCAAGGUUUCAAAACGUCGAUAUCCUAGUUCAGCUUAGUGAAGAAUUUGGAACACCAAAUUCCCUUGAUGUAGAUAUGCGUGGGCUCUUUGAUUACAUGUGCUAUUAUGAUGUUGUCCUUAGUUUUUCUUCAGACUCUGAACUGGUUGAAGCUUUUGGUGGCAAUCAGAACUGCUUAGAUGAAGAGCUCAAAGCUCACAAGGCUAUUAUUUCAGCACGUUCUCCAUUUUUUCGGAAUUUAUUACAAAGGAGGAUACGGACUGGUGAAGAAAUCACAGACCGAACUUUGAGGACUCCCACAAGAAUUAUAUUAGAUGAAUCCAUCAUACCAAAAAAAUAUGCGAAAGUUAUAUUACACUGUAUGUAUACUGACGUGGUGGACCUCUCCGUUCUGCACUGUAGCCCCACCGUGGGGAGUCUCAGUGAAGUCCAGGCUCUUGUUGCAGGGAAGCCAAGCAUGACCAGGGCAGAAGAAGCCAUGGAGCUUUACCACAUAGCACUGUUCUUGGAAUUUAAUAUGCUUGCACAAGGCUGUGAGGAUAUCAUUGCUGAGAGCAUCUCAUUAGAUACCUUAAUUGCCAUCCUCAAGUGGAGCUCUCAUCCAUAUGGCUCUAAAUGGGUGUACCGGCAAGCUUUACAUUUCCUCUGUGAGGACUUUUCCCAGGUCAUGACUUCGGAUGUUUUUUAUGAACUCAGCAAAGACCAUCUGCUUACUGCUAUCCAGUCUGACUACCUACAGGCAAGUGAGCAAGAUAUCCUUAAAUAUCUGAUUAAAUGGGGAGAGCAUCAAUUGAUGAGAAGAAUUGCAGACAGAGAGCCAAACUUACUGAGUGGCACCGCUCACAGUGUAAACAAAAGAGGCGUAAAAAGACGGGACCUGGACGCUGAAGAGCUUAGAGAGGUCCUCUCUUCUCUCUUUCCUUUUGUGCGAAUUGAACACAUUUUGCCUGUAAACAGUGAAGUCCUAAGUGAUGCAAUGAAAAGAGGCUUGAUUAGUACUCCUCCAUCAGAUAUGCUUCCUACCACCGAAAGUGGAAAGUCAAAUGCCUGGUUACGGCAAAAAAAUGCUGGUAUAUAUGUUCGCCCUCGACUGUUCUCCCCCUACGUGGAAGAAGCAAAGUCAGUGCUAGACGAGAUGAUGGUGGAACAGACAGACCUUGUGCGUUUGCGAAUGGUUAGAAUGUCCAAUGUGCCAGACACACUGUACAUGGUCAGCAAUGCUAUGCCACAGUGCUGUCACAUGAUCAGCCACCAGCAGAUCAGCAGUAACCAGUCAAGCCCUCCUUCAGUCGUAGCCAAUGAAAUCCCAGUUCCUCGUCUGCUCAUCAUGAAAGACAUGGUCAGGCGUCUGCAGGAACUCCGACACACUGAGCAGGUGCAGAGAGCCUAUGCGCUCAAUUGUGGGGAAGGUGCCACUGUCAGCUAUGAAAUCCAGAUCCGCGUGCUGAGAGAGUUCGGUUUGGCAGAUGCCGCCGCAGAGCUCUUGCAGAACCCUCACAAGUUCUUUCCUGAUGAGCGUUUUGGGGAUGAAAGUCCACUCUUGACAAUGAAGCAGCCCGGGCGGUGUCGGGUUAACAGUACUCCUGCUGCAGAAACCAUGUUUACAGAUCUGGACUCUUUCGUGGCCUUCCAUCCACCCUUGCCCCCUCCUCCACCUCCGUACCACCCCCCAGCUACCCCAAUCCAUAACCAACUCAAAGUGGGUUGGAAACAAAGACCUCCCAGUCAGCAUCCUUCACGGUCUUUCUCUUAUCCCUGCAACCAUUCACUGUUUCACUCCAGAACACCUCCGAAAGCUGUCCCUCCUCCAGUCUAUUUGCCAAGUGUUAAAGCCGCACCCCCUGAUUGCACGAACCCUGCAGGACUGGGGAGGCAGACUGUAGCUGCCGCGGCCGCUGCCGCGUCUGCAGCAAUGGCCUCUGAGAAACAAGUGUAUACACACCCUGUGCUAAAUGACCUAAUGCCAGAUAUUGCCAUGGGUGUGUCCACACUGUCCCUCAAGGACAGGGGGCUUCCAGAACUCGCUGUAGAGACAGAAUUCAGCCAGACAGUUUCCGGAGGAGGCCCGGGGCCUCCCCAGCAUCUGCCGUGCAUGCCGCAGAGGCAUGCACACGCUUCUCAGAAGAAACACACCCUGGAGCGAAAAGUGGAUCCGCGAGAGAGUCAGCAGGAGUGUCCGGAUCUCUACGACUUCUCAAACGCUGCCUGCAGACCUUCCACUCCUGCUCUCGGCAGACGGAGCCCUCCCCCUUCACAAGGUGGCUAUUUGGGUCCCGAUUUGUACAGCCACAGUAAAGCCUCACCGAUGGGCUUAAAGUCAGCCUACCUGGCUAGUCAAGCCUCUCCUGAAAAACAGGAAGAAGCUGGGCGGGAGCACCUGCUUUCCCCCGACGGGCAUCUACCCGGACAGAAGAGUGAGCCGAUCCACCUCGAUGUUGUUGAGCCGCCUCCCCAGCGGCCAGACUUCCCUUUGGCAGCUCCAGAAAAUGCUGGCCACGGUGCAGCCCACGGCAGGGGGCGAGCAGCAGGAGAAACCGACUUGACUUUUGGGCUGACCUCUAACCGACCUUCCCGUCCUUCGUGUAGCUCCGAUGCUCCAGAAGAGAGAUCCACUAGGAGACUGGCAGACAGUGAGUCACUGGGGCCCGGAGCUCAGAGAAACCCGGAUUUGGAAAGAGAGGAAUCAGUUAGCAGAGGAAGGAGGUCACCAAGCAAGCCCGACUUCCUCUACAAAAAGUCUGCCCUCUGAGAGCACCCUCCACGUCGUCUGUGCCUGAGAUGUGAGACGUCCCGCUUAGGAUGCAACCCAGCAGCUACAGGCCAGUGUAGUGAUGCCAGCUGCCAGCCCGGGUUCCCAUGAUCUGCCCUCGUCUCUGUAUGUGUUUAGUAGACAUGGCAUGCCCAGAGGGGUGUUCCCGAUGCUGCGUCUGUCUGUUUUGUGUUUGAACUGUGGUGUGGGGAAGCGUUUUUGAGAGCAAGCAACCUGGCACUUUCUUUCUCUUUACCGAUGACGGCUUUUUUUGCACUUGUACGUUUAUUUUAUCGGUCUUGGUUUUAUAUCAGUAUGCUGAACUUUAUUGCCACAUUUAAAGGACUGUAUUUUCAUACUGUUUAGCAUUUUACCUCUCCCGACUCCCACGUGCAUUGGAUUGCACACUCAGAUGUAUUUUCUUAUGAAAUAGUUCUGGGUUUAUUUUUUAAUUAUAGAAAUUCCAAAGAACAGCACAUCAGAAUCUUCCUCUCUUUUUAGUAAUGAUUUUAGUUCAACAAUCUUCCUGCUCAGUCGCCAGUAAUCUAAUGUCUUUCUCUUUUAAUACGUCUUAGGAGGUAGUCUCCAUUCCUCCACUGGGAGUCCACUCAGGAUCCUGAACUUUGUGGUUCUGUAAAGAUCACGGGAGGAGAACAGCCUUCCGUGCCCCAGCGAAAGCCGCUGCUUAGCUCACAGGCUGGCCUCUGUGCCACAGUUCCUG
Orycteropus afer afer is the source of this 4480-nucleotide messenger RNA. RefSeq names its product BTB domain containing 7 (gene BTBD7). Gene Ontology annotation, biological process: regulation of branching involved in salivary gland morphogenesis; morphogenesis of a branching epithelium. The record is from RefSeq and is a predicted model, not a curated record. NCBI's taxonomy places the organism in Eukaryota, Metazoa, Chordata, Mammalia, Tubulidentata, Orycteropodidae. Gene Ontology annotation, molecular function: protein binding.